AUGCCUGCGCCAAUACUAUGUUCGAAAUUUGAGUCAUCAAAUAGAUAUCUAGCAUCAGUAAUUCAGUCGUUGGAUACGCACCAAAUACAAGUUCAUUCCAUCAAUACAUCACAACAAUCAUUAAAUACGCUAUUCAAUUUAGAUAAAUCUAAUAAAGUAACGAAUAUAAAUUGGUACAAUACAACUGAUUCAAUACAUUCUAUAGCAGUUUGUUUAACUAGAGGAACAAUACUUAUAUAUUCACCACAUUCAAAUGGAAUAAUUGCAGAGUUAAAUACAACUUCAAAUGUGUCAGUAUUUGAUUUUCAUUUUUCAAAAUUCACUUCAACUGGUUGGUCUUGUGACGUAGAAGGUAACGUGUAUGAAUGGGAUAUGGUGUCAUAUAAAUUAUUACAACAAUUCAAAAUUGGAAAUUUUAUUGAAAGUGUAGAAUCAAUCUAUCAAAUAUCAAGUUGUAUUUAUGAACAAGAACCACAUUUAUUAUUAGGUGCAAAUUCAAUAUACCUUUUCAAUAUUAAGACCAAACAAAUAGAGAAAACGUUUCCUGGACAUAUUCAACCAAUAAGUAGUAUCAUAACCUUAGGUGAUUUAUUUUUAACAAGUGCAAAGGGAGAUAGAUUUAUAAAUUUGUACCAAUUAAACAAAAUCACUGCAAAAGCCAUAUUUGUUGCUCAAGCAUCUGUUAUAAGUAUAAGUAUAGGGAUCAAAGAAGAAAACCAAUCAGUGCUAACAGCAAUUAAUGAGAACGGAAAUAUAGAGGUAUUCAACGAUCCAUUAGCCUCACAACAACCAUCAACUCCAACCCCCAAAAAGAAAAGAAGACAAGUCGGAACUAGUUCACGUUCAUCAAAUUCAAUUGUAAAUAUAUCCAGAUCAAAAAACGAGAUCAAAAAUCCACAAGAUUCAAAUUUGUUUGUCAAUGCAGCAACAAUACAAGAUGAAAAUAUAUUAUUCACCUGGCUAGAGAAUGCGACUAUUCCGUUUUUUGAUACCAUAAGAUGGAUUGACGCGGGACAUUAUUUAAUAGACUCAAACAAAACCAUUUACAAAAACAAAGCAGACCUAAAAGCAAACAAAGAAUCAACUACAUAUGGACAUGAUAUAGCUUCAUCAAAAUUAUAUAAUGCAAGUCAUGCAAUAGUACAAGAUGGAACAAACAUAAAAGACUUGGAGACUGAAGAUUCAGAUCAAGAAGAAGAAACAAUAGCUGAGAAAUUAGAAAAAUUAGCAAUGGGUAAGAAUAGUCAAAGUAAAAGAAAAUUACAAGAUAAUAGAAAUGGUAUAUCACUAUCAGUUAUACUUGCACAAUCGUUACAAAAUAAUGAUCAUACAUUAUUAGAAACUGUUUUACAAAACAGGGAUCCUCAAACAAUACAAAAUACUAUAAGUAGAUUAAAUCCAUAUUUAUCAGUGUUAUUAUUAGAUAGAUUAAGUGAAAAAAUUCAGAGACAAGCAUCAAGAUUUAAUCAAUUAAAUUAUUGGUUGAAAUGGAUAUUGGUAAUCCAUGGCUCAGUUAUUGCUAGUUUACCAAAUUUAAACUCAAAAUUAUUUGCAUUACAUUCAGUAUUGAGUAAAAAAGCUGACACAUUACCGAAACUUUUGGAAUUACAAGGUAGAAUCAAUUUACUAUAUGAUCAAACGAAUUUAAAAGAUGAUAUUUUGUCCAAAGAAGUAGAAGAAGAAGUUGAAGAAGAUAGUGAUGUGGAAUAUAUAGAAGAUUUUGAUGAUGCUCAAUUUAAUGGUGAUAUGGAGAUAGAUAUAGAUGAAGACGAAAUACCUAAUGAGGACAAAGAAGAAGACGAAGAAUCUGAUAUUCAGUCUGACGAUGAUGAAGAUAUUCCUGAUAUAGAUGAUUUACAACAGAAUAGUGAUGUAGAAGUAGAUUAA
Messenger RNA from Lodderomyces jiufengensis, 1887 nucleotides. RefSeq names its product Utp5p (gene UTP5). The transcript has a single exon. Bases 1 to 1887 code for a protein of 628 amino acids. The record is from RefSeq and is a predicted model, not a curated record. Gene Ontology annotation, biological process: maturation of SSU-rRNA from tricistronic rRNA transcript (SSU-rRNA, 5.8S rRNA, LSU-rRNA). Gene Ontology annotation, cellular component: nucleolus. Gene Ontology annotation, molecular function: protein binding. Lineage: Eukaryota; Fungi; Ascomycota; Pichiomycetes; Serinales; Debaryomycetaceae.